Molecule: messenger RNA, 1998 nt
Organism: Cotesia glomerata
Lineage: Eukaryota; Metazoa; Arthropoda; Insecta; Hymenoptera; Braconidae
Product: cytochrome P450 9e2-like
Exons: 1
Coding region: 109-1656 (515 amino acids)
Molecular function (GO): iron ion binding; monooxygenase activity; oxidoreductase activity, acting on paired donors, with incorporation or reduction of molecular oxygen
Source: RefSeq, a predicted model, not a curated record
CGCAAUUGUAUAAACAGAUAAUGAAAAUCCAGAAAAAGAUUCAGUUCACAUUAAAAUUUAGCAGUGAAAGUUCAUUACAAUUAAUCGACGUGAUAAUCGUGUCUAAAAAUGGAAAUUUACUGCAGUAUUAUCGCGGCAACAAUAAUAACAAUUAUCAUUUACAGUGUGAUAAAAUAUUCAUCAUCAAAAACGAAUUUAAAUUGUGAUAUAGCAUGUGUGCCGGGAAAAUUACCAUUUAUCGGACAUAAUUUGCCAAUUAUCACAAUGCGCUCUAGCUUUCUUUACAUGUUCAAUAUUGACUUUUACCAUUUGUUCCCAAAUAGCAGCAUGAUGGGUUAUUACAAUUUCUCCGUCCCCGGAAUAAUAAUCCGGGAUCCAAAAUUAAUAAAGCAAAUAAUGACCACGGAGUUCAUAAACUUUAGCAAAAACACCUCCUCCUUGGACCACAAUUUGGAUCCCUUGUUAUCGACAAAUCCUUUCUUCACUUCUGACGAUCAGUGGAAAAAAAACCGGACAAUACUGUUGAACGGACUAACCAGCCAAAAAUUGAAGGUAAUAGCCCUCGGGAUAAGCAGUGUCGCCGAUGAAUUCACAAAUUACCUCGAACAAUUGAUAACAUCAUCUUCUUCGAAAUCAGGAGCGAUAACAGUCAAUGCCCUGGAAUUGCUCUCUCGUUUUACUGCUCAAGUUGUAGCAAUAGGAGGAUUUGGAAUAAAUGGAAAAUCUUUUAAUACCGAAGAAACAGAAACUUUUGAAAGUAUGGUUAGACCAAUGUUACAACCGGGAAGUUUUUAUGAAUUUAUCAGCAUUAUUACUUUUUUCUUUCCGUUUAUAGCCAAAAUUUUACGCGUAAGAUUUAUGCCAAAGAAAAUUUACCAUUACUUUGUUAACAUCAUAAAAACCGUGCUGGAAGCUAGAUCAAACGGCAAUCAAAACCCACACAAUGACUUCAUUCAAAAAGUCUCCGAGUUUUGCAGAAAUGAAGAAACUGGAAAAAUUGACGAAGUUUUAGUUGCGUCUCACGCAGCCUCCUUUUUUCUCGACGGAUACAUAACCUCUGGAGUGACAUUAGCGUUCACAGCCUAUCAAAUCGCAAAGCAUGGAGAAGUCCAGGAGAAACUCAGGCAACAUGUGAUCGAAAUUCUGAAGAAAAAUGAUGGAAAGCUGACAUACCAAACGCUGGAAGACAUGAAAUACAUGGAACAGGUUAUAUACGAGUCAAUGAGACUCUUUCCGGCAUUGGGAUACUUGGGCAAAGUCUGUACCAAGGAAACAAAACUGGUUGGCUCUGAUGGUGUCGAGUGUUGUGUAAAACCAGGCACCGAGAUGAUAAUUCCUGUAUUUGGACUGCAUCGUGAUCAAAAGUAUUGGGACAACCCGGAAUUAUUUGAUCCAGAAAGAUUUUCACCGGACAAUGCUGGUAAUCUUAAUAAGUUCGUUUUCUUGCCGUUUGGGGGCGGGCCCAGGCAGUGUGUGGGAAUGAGGGUGGCCAUCAUGCAGAUGAAGGCUGCUUUAGCGAUGUUGGUUAAGGAUUAUUGGAUUGAGGUUGAUCGGAAAACUGAUGAACCUCUGAGAGUUCAUAAACUAUCGGGUCUGUUUACUGCCCCCCAUUCUGAUAUUUGGAUCAGAGUUUGUAAACUAAAAGAUCGGAAGUAGGAAAGGUGAAUUAAUGUUUCAGAAUUUGAAGAGAUUUAGAAGAAAAUUCAAUAAAUUUUUUUGAAUUUUUGAGAAUUAAUGAAAGAUCAAAAGUUGUUUAUUUUUUACAAUCAUCUUUUCAUACAAGCUAACUUUGAAUAUUCUAGUACAGUAUAAAACCAUUAGAAAUUAAAUCGAGUGCAUUGCAUGCUCUUGAAACAGCGACAAUAGAAUACAUGCUUCGUUUGAAGCGCCAGUAUAGAGAUUAAAUUCUAAAAUGGCCUCGAGGUACAUUUGCUUUAAAAAUUCAUAAAUGUCCGUUUACAUUCACUAAAAUUUAUUCUGUAACAAAAAAUCUAGCUU